Aureococcus anophagefferens is the source of this 441-nucleotide messenger RNA. RefSeq lists its product as hypothetical. The record is from RefSeq and is a predicted model, not a curated record. The annotation marks the transcript as partial. The transcript has a single exon. NCBI's taxonomy places the organism in Eukaryota, Pelagophyceae, Pelagomonadales, Pelagomonadaceae. Gene Ontology annotation, biological process: tRNA threonylcarbamoyladenosine modification.
AUGCGCCGAGCCCUCAGCCUCGCCGCGGUGCUCGCGGCGCGGCGCUCGCGGGCGCUGUCGCUGUCGCGCGGACCCGUGACGAUCCGCGUCGCCGACGAGGCGCGCAUGGAGCAGCUCGGCGCGGCCUUUGGCGCCCACGCGGCGCCGGGCAAGACCAUCUGCCUCUCCGGCGACCUCGGCGCGGGCAAGACCGUCUUCUCGCGGGGCUUCGUCCGCGCGGCCGCCGGCGACGCGCGGCUCCGCGUGACGUCGCCGACGUACCUGCUCGACAACGCCUACGACGACCGCGACGGCCUUCCGGAGGGCCUCGUCGUCCGCCACAUGGACCUCUACCGCCUCGCCGCCGUCGAGGCGUCCGCGCCGGUCUACAUGCUCGACCUGCCGGACGCGCUCGCCACCGCCUGCUGCCUCAUCGAGUGGCCCGACCGCCUCGGCGCGCUC